GAAAAUGUUGUAAUUUUCGGGGCUGUUUUUUUAAAUUGCGGACGCCUGACUUCCCGGAGAUUGCCGAGCGGUGGUCGGAAAGAGCCGAGUCUGGAGCCGCCAUUGCGCCGCUGUUCUGGUUGAGAAGACCAAACAGUGAAGGCGAGUAGCGCCGGUGGGUGAGAGCGACGCCGGUCACUGUCCGCUACGAUUGACUGAGGACACAAUCAUGCUGCGAUUACCUGUGCUUCGCAAGGCAUUAACAGGCGCUUCCCAGUCUGCCAAAGAUAUCCUGGGAGCAAAAAACAAUGUUCGCACCACUGCUACAGCAGCAAGCAACCUGGUUGAAGUGUUUGUUGAUGGCAAGCCAGUGAUGGUGGAGCCUGGAACCACUGUUCUGCAGGCCUGCGAGAAAGUUGGCAUACAGAUCCCUCGGUUUUGUUACCAUGACAGGUUGUCCGUUGCUGGGAAUUGUCGAAUGUGCCUGGUGGAAAUUGAAAAAGCUCCUAAGCCUGUAGCUGCCUGUGCUAUGCCUGUGAUGAAAGGGUGGAACAUCCUUACCAACUCCGAGAAAAGCAAGAAAGCCAGGGAAGGUGUGAUGGAGUUUCUGCUGGCUAAUCACCCAUUGGAUUGUCCCAUCUGUGAUCAAGGAGGGGAAUGUGAUCUCCAGGAUCAGUCAAUGAUGUUCGGCAGUGACCGAAGCAGGUUUACAGAGGGAAAGAGAGCUGUGGAAGAUAAAAACAUUGGGCCUCUUGUGAAAACCAUAAUGACGAGGUGUAUCCACUGCACACGCUGUAUCAGGUUUGCCAGUGAGGUGGCAGGAGUGGAUGACCUGGGCACCACAGGAAGAGGAAAUGAGAUGCAAGUUGGCACAUACAUCGAGAAAAUGUUCAUGUCAGAAGUGUCAGGAAACAUCAUUGAUCUUUGCCCUGUCGGAGCUUUGACAUCUAAACCUUAUGCCUUUACUGCCAGACCUUGGGAGACCAGGUGCAGCAUAUCUUCAACUGUUUAUUGUUGCACCCUGUUGCUGUAUCUUGUAGUUUUAUGUGCUUAUGUGUUCCAACUGUGGUAUUAUUUUUCUUCUUCACGUAUUUUGCUCUGCAGGUUUGCAUAUGAUGGCCUUAAGCGUCAGCGCUUAAUUGUUCCCAUGGUUAGGGGUUCGAAGGGACAGCUGGUGUUUGCAUCCUGGGAGGAGGCACUAACACAGAUCGCUGAAGCGUUGCAGGGAGUACAGGAUAAAGGUGUGGCUGCCAUUGCUGGAGGAAUGGCUGAUGCCGAAGCUCUCGUGGCCCUGAAGGACAUGAUCAACAGGUUAAACAGUGAUGCACUAUGCACAGAGGAGAUCUUCCCAAUGGCUGGAGCUGGUACAGAUUUGCGCUCCAAUUAUCUGCUGAACACCAAAAUUUCCGGAGUAGAGGAGGCUGAUGUCCUGCUGCUGGUCGGCACCAACCCACGCUAUGAAGCCCCACUUUUCAAUGUUCGAGUCAGAAAGAGUUGGCUGCACAAUGAUCUCCAAGUAGCUUUAGUUGGGGCCAAUGUGGAUUUGAGCUACAGCUACAAUCACCUAGGAGACUCUCCACAGGUGUUACAGGAGAUUGCCUCAGGAAAGCAUCCUUUCAGCCAGGUCCUGAAUAAAGCAAGGAAGCCCAUGGUGGUGGUGGGCAGUUCAAUUCUCCAGCGGCGUGACGGUCCAGCAAUACAUGCCGCUGUCAGCACCAUUGCACAGAAUGCCAGAGCAGGCAGCGAAGUCGGAGAUAACUGGAGAGUUCUAAACGUCCUUCAGAGGGUAGCUGGCCAAGUAGCUGCUCUGGAUUUGGGAUACAAAGCUGGUGUCGACUAUAUCCGGAAAAAUCCCCCUAAAGUACUAUUCCUUCUUGGAGCAGACAGUGGCUGCAUCACACGGGAGCAUCUUCCAAAGGACUGCUUCAUUGUUUAUCAGGGACAUCAUGGAGAUGUCGGAGCCCCCAUGGCAGAUGUUAUUCUACCUGGAGCUGCUUACACGGAGAAGAAAGCAACAUAUGUCAACACAGAAGGCCGUGCCCAGCAGACCAGAGUGGCAGUAACGGCACCUGGCAUGGCCAGGGAGGAUUGGCAAAUUAUUCGCGCACUUUCCGAGGUGGCUGGUGUAACACUUCCAUAUGAUACUCUCGAUGAGGUCCGUGACAGGUUGGCUGAAAUAUCUCCAAACCUGAUCUGCUACAAUGAUGUAGAAGAGGCCAAUUUUUUCAAACAGGCAAAUGAGCUAGCAAAGCUUGUGAAUCAACAGGUCUUAUCUGAGCCACUUGUUCCACCUCAACUUACAAUUAAAGAUUUUUACAUGACAGAUCCAAUCAGCAGAGCCUCCCAGACUAUGGCAAAGUGUAUCAAAGCGGUUACUGAAGGAUCCAGUGCAGUUGACGAGCCUUCCAUCUGCUAACGUACACUGACAAAAAAAAUCUCAGGCAUCGGUGUUGUGCUGCUGUAGCUGAAUUCUGCACAAAUAUAUGUAAAGGACAAGCUUCUAACGAAGAUUGAGUUCAUGCUCGGUUGUAUACUCUGAGCAUGAUUAGUGAAGUUGUAUAAUGCUCAGUGAGGGGCGGGGGAAAUGUAUGACACACUCCACCUAUUUACGAGCUACAUAAUUAAAAUCUGUUGUGUUAAGUAGUACAAAUUUCCACAUGAAAUUCAAAAAGUUUAGUGUGAUAAUUGGCUGUGUGAUAAGCGUCUGAUUAUGCUGACUUUGUGUUCAAGACAGUUAUUAUUUUUGUGCGUUUAUCGCAACCUUCUCAAGGAAGACAGUGGUUCUUGUAAUGCUGCAAUCAAAUUUUUAUGGGAAAUAAAUGUAUAUCAUAGGGGUGAA
This is a messenger RNA of Chiloscyllium plagiosum (whitespotted bambooshark), 2818 nucleotides long. The record is from RefSeq and is a predicted model, not a curated record. Lineage: Eukaryota; Metazoa; Chordata; Chondrichthyes; Orectolobiformes; Hemiscylliidae.